Messenger RNA from Osmerus eperlanus (European smelt), 1724 nucleotides. RefSeq names its product stum, mechanosensory transduction mediator homolog (gene stum). The record is from RefSeq and is a predicted model, not a curated record. The coding region runs from base 168 to 611 and encodes 147 amino acids. The transcript is spliced from 2 exons. Lineage: Eukaryota; Metazoa; Chordata; Actinopteri; Osmeriformes; Osmeridae.
UAGAAGAGGAGAAGCUUGUGGAGCAAACGCGCUCACACGUACUACAACCGACCACUUAGGCAGUUUUUCACAUUUUACCUUGUUACCGUCAAGGUGUGCGCGCUGUGAAGUGGGAAGAGACUGUGAGAAACAGGUGCAAAGUGUGAAUAUUCUUUAAAAAGCUUGAGAUGGACCAGAAAGACACGGAGAUGAACGAGAAGGGAGUAACGGUGACCAGUACGACUUCAUCCAGUGGAGUUGUUGUUCAAGUGCGCGAAAAGAAAGGACCUCUGCGCGCAGCCAUUCCCUACAUGCCAUUCCCUGUAGCUGUUUUCUGCCUAUUUCUCAACACUUUUGUACCUGGACUAGGGACGUUUGUGUCUGCAUUCACGGUGCUGUGUGGAGCCCGGACAGAUCUGCCAGACCGCCAUGUGUGUUGCGUGUUCUGGUUGAACAUAGCUGCAGCCUUCAUUCAGAUCCUCACAGCCAUAGUGAUGGUGGGCUGGAUCAUGAGUAUAUUCUGGGGCAUGGACAUGGUCAUCUUGGCCAGUACGUAUACCUCAGAACAUAUCUGCAACACAAACAUACACUAUACAGGCUUAUUGUUGUCUUGUUUGUCUGUUGUCUGUUGAGAUUCCUUAACUAUAUAUCUGUGGGUUUCUAUGUCUUGUCUUUCUAAACCCACAUUUCUUUUCAUCAUGUAUCUAUUGUAUGUAUCCAUGUGUAUAUGUUCUAUUUCUCUCUUUCUUCAUCUCUCUUCUCAUGCCCCGCCCUCUCCUCUCUUCCUCUCCCUCCCGUUGAGACACUAGUCAUUGUGAUGGUGGAGCAGGGUCUUUUUCCAGGGUGGAGCCCUGGAUGUCAGCCUGUGUGUGGGAGUGGAGGACAGGAAAUGGUCCCCCUACAACACUGCCAGUUUUCUUCUGCUCUCUCCCUGCUUUUUGAAUGUUUUUGAAUCAGUGUUCAACGUGUCUACUUCGAACCUUCUUCCUCUACUUUCCUUAGGUUGUGUAAUAGAUUUGUAAUACACAUUUUGUGUAAUGUGUGUGUAACUGUAGUUUCUCAUUAUUUGUGUCUUUUCUGUACCUUUUUCUAUGCUGCACCUUUAUGAACUCAAGUUUCUGAAGGUAGGUAUGUGUAGCAUCCUAGUGUCCUCACCUUGUGUGUAGCAUCCUAGUGUCCUCACCUUGUGUGUAGCAUCCUAGUGUCCUCACCUUGUGUGUCGCAUCCUAGUGUCCUCACCUUGUGUGUAGCAUCCUAGUGUCCUCACCUUGUGUGUAGCAUCCUAGUGUCCUCACCUUGUUUGUAACAUCCUAGUGUCCUCACCUUGUGUGUAGCAUCCUAGUGUCCUCUGUGUGUAGCAUCCUAGUGUCCUCACCUUGUGUGUAGCAUCCUAGUGUCCUCACCUUGUUUGUAACAUCCUAGUGUCCUCACCUUGUGUGUAGCAUCCUAGUGUCCUCUGUGUGUAGCAUCCUAGUGUCCUCACCUUGUGUGUAGCAUCCUAGUGUCCUCACCUUGUGUGUAACAUCCUACAGUAUAUACAUCCGCCUGUGUGUGUCACCUAAGCACCUCAUGCAAAUGUCAGAGGUUGGUUUGCAGCACCUUCCUCGUCUCCAUGGUGAUUUAGAGGCGCAACAGCACACAUCUAAUUUGGGAGAUUGUGCCCCUGUCCCUGUCCUUCUCUAACCCAUCACCAUCUCUCUUUUUCCCCGUCUCUCCCCUUCCCUCGCCCUCACCCCCCCCACCCA